UCACAAAAGCUAUAAAAGAAACCAUGAAAUGCUUGUCACGUUCACACCCUAUUUAUAUAACAUAUGUCUGAGUGAAUCUUUUCCAAAUUCUUGGCUUUGUGAAGCUGCUUUGUGGCAAAGUGAACCCAAUCUUAUCGAAGCUCGACACGAUUUCGCUCUUCGUUGUAAGAGUGGAGUGAUCAGAAGAUAAAACAGAGGACACAAGAAAAGAAGAAAAAAGAAUCUCUUGUUAGAUUAUUUUUAUAUUCAAAAGUUGUUGUUGAAAUGACUACCCCGACAACUCAGUUCGCGCCAUCGGGCAGGUUGGGAUUGUACGAACCAAUGCACCAGAUGAGCAUGUGGGAAGACACAUUUGACGGCAACAUCAGCCCCGAGACUGCUGUCUGUAUGAUCAACGAUGCCGAUUCUAAGAUAGACGACAAGAUUGAGUACACUUCGGACAAAUCAGUGGAGCUAGCUGAGGAUUCUAGAGCUUCGAGGAGUAUAUCUGAGAAGAUACAGCGGCGCUUGGCUCAGAACCGCGAGGCUGCAAGGAAGAGUCGUCUGAGGAAAAAGGCUUAUGUCCAACAGUUGGAAACAAGCAGAUUGAAGCUAGCUCAACUCGAGCUCGAGCUCGAGCGAGCUAGACAACAGGGAAUGCUUAUUGCCGGUGCAACGGCACAUAUGGGCUUGUGUGGCACUGUGGGCUCCGGGAUUGCAUCGUUCGAGAUAGAGUAUAGCCACUGGCUAGACCAGCAGGAGAGGAAGAUCACUGAGCUAAAGAACGUGCUCCAGACGCCCAUAGGCGAUCUGGAGCUACGAGUAAUGGUUGAGCGCGUGCUCAGCCAUUACUACGACCUCUUCCACAUGAAGAGGGAGGCCGCGAGGGCCGACGCGUUCUACUUGGUCUCCGGCAUGUGGAGGACCUCUGUCGAGAGGUUCUUCCUGUGGAUCGGGGGCUUCAAGCCCUCAGAACUCAUCAAUGUGGUUAUGCCUCAGCUGCAGCCUCUCACUGAUCAGCAAACGGCGAAUGUGGAUAACUUGAAGCACUCGUGCGUGCAGGCCGAGGACGCUCUGUCGCAGGGCAUGGAGAAGCUCCAACAGACCCUGGCGCAGAGCGUCACGUUUCUGGCCCCAGGAGCAGGAAACUACUGCUCCCAGACGGCCUUCGCCCUCGAGAACUUGGAGUCUCUCGAGAGUUUCAUAAACCAGGCAGAUCAUUUACGACAACAAACACUACAGCACAUGUCGCGUAUAUUGACUACGCGACAAGCAGCUAGUGGAUUGGUUGCAUUCGGGGAGUAUUUUCAGCGUCUGCGGACGCUGAGCUCGCUCUGGUCCGCCCGUUGCCCGGGCGAACCAGCAUAAUGUGCGGUCGUCUCAAGGUCGGUGAAGCAACAUUAGGUACAAGUUAAGCACGGAUAUAAAUAUAUAGUAGUUCUGUAAAUGAGAUAAAUCUUGUAGUUUUUGCUUAGGCGAGUAACGAUUUAUAAUCCAACUACUGCUAUAUUUUUAUGUGGCUAUGUGCAUAUUGGUUAUAUAUGAUUGAAGCAGUAAUAUUUAUGGUCUA
Molecule: messenger RNA, 1549 nt
Organism: Salvia hispanica
Lineage: Eukaryota; Viridiplantae; Streptophyta; Magnoliopsida; Lamiales; Lamiaceae
Product: transcription factor TGA7-like
Biological process (GO): regulation of DNA-templated transcription; DNA-templated transcription
Molecular function (GO): sequence-specific DNA binding; DNA-binding transcription factor activity
Source: RefSeq, a predicted model, not a curated record